Molecule: messenger RNA, 1665 nt
Organism: Drosophila albomicans
Lineage: Eukaryota; Metazoa; Arthropoda; Insecta; Diptera; Drosophilidae
Product: 23 kDa integral membrane protein
Exons: 5
Coding region: 845-1498 (217 amino acids)
Cellular component (GO): membrane
Source: RefSeq, a predicted model, not a curated record
GCAUUAGUUUCCCCGACAGCAAGAGAAGUAACAACAAAAAUGAGGGAGCGAUCGCAUCUAGAGAGUCGAUUACUCUCUCUCGCGGGGUGCUAACAUCUGGUUACAUUUUACAGUUGUAGCGCCAGAGUCUAUUUAGAAUCAUUCGCGGCCCCUAGACCUAGAUCCCAAGUACACCACUUUGGAGCCCGCUCAGUCAGUCAGUCAGUCAGUCAUUCAUUGAGUCAGUUGCGUUGCUCUCUCUGGAGCAACAGACCGCCCGGCUGUUUAUUUAUUUGUGUUUUUUGUUUGUUUGGCUUCCGACAUCAGCGAGGCUUUCGUAUAUGUACAUACAAACACACAUUGACUUUUGAUUUUGGCUUUUUUUCUUUGCUUUUGCUUUUCAUGUUUGUUUACUGUCUUUUUGUUUGCUUCGUUGCGCUGGUGUUAGUGUGGUUAUGCGGUGCUUCGCUGCUUCACUAUGUUUUUCUGUGUGUGUGGAGCGCCAAAGCAAAGGCAAACGCUGCUCGCCGCCGUCGCCGUCGCCGUUGCCGACAGCUUCGGAUUUUGGCCUGAGUUUCAGUCAUCGGUCUGCGGUCUGUGUGUUUCUGUGUCGGUUUCUGUUUCAGUUUCAGUUCGUUUGUGACCGUGUUCGCUCUAGCUCUAGCUCUCCGAACGAGCAGUUGCCGCCUUCCAAUUUGAAAAUAGACAAAAAACCUCUCAGGAGAUCGAAGUACACGUAAUUUUUGUUAUUGUUUUCCAAACUGUUGCUGUUGCUCUUGCACGUGUCAAGUGCCAACAACAAUUAUAAUUAUUUACAUUACAUCUCAAACAAAACAAUUCGAAGAAGCAUAUAUUUUGUUGAAAAAUGGGCUGCGCAACGGGCACCAUUAAGUACUCACUGUUUCUCUUCAAUGCAUUAUGGGCGAUACUUGGCAUAGUGGUUAUAGUAUUUGGCGGCCUUGGCGUUGGGGCAAUGCCUCAGUAUUAUGCCAUAGGCAUCAUGGUACUGGGCGGCGUUAUACUGCUAAUUUCACUAUUCGGCUGCUGUGGCGCUAUUCGUGAAUCUUGCCGCAUGUUGUGGACGUAUGUGACGCUGUUGCUGAUCCUGCUUGCGCUGAUAAUCGCGUUCAUCGUCCUCAAUCCCCGCGACACGUUUAAGAAGUAUGCGAUCCAGCUGGUGGAGCAGCAAUGGCAACAAGAGCUAACCAAGCCAGGCAGCAUGGAUUUUAUUCAGAAGACCAACUCUUGCUGUGGACGCAAUGGACCCGAUGACUACAAAACCAUUGGGCAUGUGGAUGACAUUGUGCCCUCGAGCUGUUGCAAGGGCAACAAUUGCAUGAAUCCAUCGUAUGUGUAUAUCGAAGGCUGUCUCAGCCGGGUGGAGAAGGUCUUUGCUGAUGAGGCCAUAACAUGGCAAUACUGCGAAUGGGGCCUGCUGGGAUUCGAUCUGAUAAUACUGACUCUAGCCAUCAUACUAGCCAUACAUUAUUCGAAUCGCAGACGCCGCUAUAACUAUUAAUGCUUACUUUUAGUCAGUUCUGUAUUUGUACCUCAACUUAAAAUGUCACCAAUGUACCUAUGCCACUUUUGGGCUGAGCACAAAGCCAGUGUUCCCUUGCCAAGCAAAAAACAAAACAAAAAACCAGUGCCUAAAAUAUAACUAAUCUCGAAUAUACAUAAACCAUA